This is a messenger RNA of Metopolophium dirhodum (rose-grain aphid), 3459 nucleotides long. RefSeq lists its product as uncharacterized. The record is from RefSeq and is a predicted model, not a curated record. The transcript has a single exon. Gene Ontology annotation, molecular function: mRNA binding. NCBI's taxonomy places the organism in Eukaryota, Metazoa, Arthropoda, Insecta, Hemiptera, Aphididae. The coding region runs from base 639 to 2564 and encodes 641 amino acids. Gene Ontology annotation, biological process: RNA processing. Gene Ontology annotation, cellular component: nucleus.
GGCAGCGUUUUAGUUGAUUUUUUAAUACGUACAGCCGUAGAUUAAAUACGCGACCCGUCGCCACCGACACCAUAAAUCCCGCGCUGCCGCCGCACAGACGACCGCGGACACCGAUCGUCGACGCCGCCGCCACCAUAUACUAUAGCCCGCACAGCCGCCACCUGCAGCCAGGGGGUGCGUCUCGUUCGAAUAAUAUACACAGUCGUCCCGUCGUGGUCUUCCGAUCUUCGUCGUGUACGACAGCGAUUUUUCGUACGGACUGCGGAGUGCGCGAGUGUGACCACCGCCGCAACAGAAUAACUCGAUAAUAAUACAUAACUGCAUACAAUUAUUAUCAUAGUAUUAUAUAGUGUUCGGGGGGGUUGCCGCACGCGCGUUUCAGUGUGAGCUCGUGUGUGUUACUUUCGAUUUCUAUACGCGUCGACAACGACACAUAAGACGCGUGCGUUUUGGAAAAACCCGUUUCACGUGCGUGUGUGUGUGUUCGUGUAUUAACGACAAGUGCGCGUGUGUCUGUGCGCAUAGUGCAAUUUGAAACACAAGAACAUACCCACCUACUUACCUAAUACCAAGUAUUCGCGUUUCGACCUCCGCCGUCGCGUGUUUCGUGUGAUGUGGUGAAUGUUCGCGCGCAAACGAUGGCAGCAACGAUCGCAUCAGCCGAAACGGAACAGAUCAAGCAGGAGAUCGCAUCCGUCGUCGAAGAAGAACAACAGCAGCAGAGUCCUGUAGUGACUUCCCCGUCGACCGUCGACCGAGACUUUACCGAAGAGAUUGUAGCGCCACUGCCCGCGUCCAAGACGUCCGCAAUCUCCGCCCCGUUGCCGAUCGUCGGCAAGGCAUUUGACUUGAAGCGCGCCAGCGUAUCGUCCGUGGACAGCGACAUAUCGCUUUCUUACGACGCGGCACCGUUUUACCCGCGUUCGCUGAGCCACACCGGCGGUAUGUCAUCGGCCAACAACUCCAGCGGGUCCGGCACUGAUGACGGUGGCCGGCACCAUUCAGCCGCUUCCGCGGUCGCCGCCAUAAAUAACACGGACUCGUCCGAUUCGGCGUACGAGGGCGGUCAGCUCAAGUCCGGUGACGAGUCCGCACCGUUCGUAACGCCAGACGAGGAGACCACCAAGCGCAUACUUGACCAGGUGGAGUUUUACUUCUCGGACGUGAACAUCGUCAAAGACGCGUUUUUGCUGAAACAUGUCCGCCGCAACAAGGAAGGAUACGUGUCGCUGAAGCUCAUCUCAUCGUUCAAGCGGGUCAAGCACCUGGCCAAGGACUGGCGGGCUGUCGCGUACGCCAUAACCAGGUCGGAGAAGCUUGAGGUGAAUGAUUCUGGAACAAAGCUUAGGCGCAAGGAGCCACUGCCCGCGUACGACCAGACGACACCGUCCCGGACCGUCGUGGCCAUCAACCUGGCCGAGGAGAAACCGGUUACCAUCGAGUCGGUGGCCGAGUUAUUCCGCGGAUGUGGUGAGAUCGCGCUGAUCCGCGUGCUCCGUCCCGGCAACCCCAUACCGUCGGACGUCCGUCAUUUCGUCAACAAGCACCCAGAGAUGGGCAGCAAUGUGAGCGCUCUGAUCGAGUUCGUGCGCACCGAGUCAGCGCACAACGCGAUGAGCAAAGACUGGACCGCGGAAAAGGCCAAGGACGGGCAAUCCAUGUGUGUGCUGGAGCUCAACGCUCCCGCGUCCAAGAAGAAGGCCACCGCGGCCGCCAAGAAGUCGCCGAUGAACCGACUAUUCGACUCAGAGUACUCUUCGUCGUGCCAGAGUGGUUCCGAGGCGGAGGACAGGCAAAAGAUGCGCAUGCAGCGUAAGGUGUCCGCCAAUACCCUCAUGCGGUCCGACUCGUCAUGGAACCAGCGCAGGUGGUCCAGGGACUCGGGUACUGACAGCUCCGCGUCCGGGUACUCUCGACGCGACUCGUACGUACCGCCGCCGCAGCAUCACAUGCAGCAGCCCGGCGAUUACGGUCACAACAGGCGCAUGUCGUCUGGCUGGGACUCGAGCUCUGAAAGCUAUUACUCGGGCAGAUCGCGUUCCAGCAGCGGCGUGUCCAUACCGGAAACGUUUGGAAUGCGCCGCUUUUCGUUGGCCAACCGCGGCCCCGAACAGCAGCAACAGCAGCAGCAACCGUGCUGUUGUUGCGGCCACAACCAGCCGCCACAGCCACAGCCGCAGCAACAACCUGUGGCCAUGCGCAGACACUCGACACAGGACAACGGGCACCACUACGAUAUGAGGCGGUGCAGCAGUAGCAGCAGCAGCAGCGGCGGCGGCGAUAUGAUAAUGCGCAAGGACUCGACAUCAGACUACUGUUGCGGCAGCCAGCCGAGGGAUGGAUUCCACAACUGGUCGCGGAAGAGCAGCUCGUCGUCGAUGGGCGAGGGAGGCAUGGGCCGGCGCCUAUCUGUCGACUCCGAUUCAUCGGGUGGCAGAGGCCGCCGCCCCAGUUUGGGCCUCGUGACGCCGGAUAACGUGGUCAGGAUGCCCAAGGGCCCAGACGGUUGUGGCAGCCGCGGUUUCCAGAGGGAGCCGAUGUUGGACUCCACCCUUUACGAAUGAACAGCUGAACGACAACGACACGAUGAUAAUUAAGAAUAAUAUUAUAUUAUUAUGAUUAACAAUAUUUAUUAUUAUUAAUGUAUACGGCAACUACGCGGAUUUGAGGGACCCGAAGCAAGGAAAAAAAAAAUUUACAAAAAAAAAUUAUAUCGAUCUAUAUAAUAAUAUAAUAUAAUAGGUAUUUUUAAUAUCUGAUAUAGGUAUAAUAUAUGAUUAGUUUUUAAUUUAAGCGGUUUGGAUAUUUAGGUACUUGUAAAAUAAAAAUGAAUUUAAGGAACAAAGGCGACUUCCCUGCCGUUUAAUCGGCAGUAUGGUCCAUAUAAUAUAUAAUUUAUUUUUAUGUCAAAAACAUGCCAUAAGUAAUAAUAUGUGUGUAAAUUGACAAAUUUUAUCGGCUGUACGAUUUUAUUUGUCGAAUGCAGGCAUCAUACAUUGGCGUGCGAGUAUUUUCUUGUUUUAUCGUUUAUACUUUGUAGAAGUCGAGGUUUAGGUACGCUUUAUACUUAUAUCUAUAGUAUAAUUUACCUACCUCGGUGGUUUGCAGGAGCUUCGAUUCCGCGUUAAUUUAUUGAAUAUUUAUUAUGAUGGCAUAGGUACUAAUACCAUAUUUAUAAUAUGUUUAUUUGUAUACCUAUAUUUAUUUAAUUAUUUAUUAGUAUUUAUUAUUUAUCAAUAUUAUUCGCAAGAAAUUAAAAUAAUAUUAAUCUAUUUAUAUGGUGAUAUCAUUAUCAUUACUAAAUUGUCGAUGUAGGCAUUUAAUUUAUUAAGUUAUUAUUAUCGAAGUAUAAUAUUAUGUUACCGGUAUAUUGUAAAACCAUAAUAUGUUGUAUUAAUGACAUAUGGUUUAUUUAUUUAUAUUUAUGAAAAUAAACGUAAUAUAUUAUAUACUUACAUA